UUAAUACCAUCGAAUAUAGAUUUGCGAGUGAAUGAUGCGAAUCCAUUCAGAUAAUCGUUUAGCGCGUCACGAGGUCGAUAUUCCCGUGACAAGCGGGUUGUUUACAGCAGGUGCACAACGCUGCCGCAUACGGCUGCCUACCGGGCUGUAAGAUCUCGGACGCGUCAGAGCACGGGGUGAGAGCGAUCCGUUCGCGAAGGUUGCGCCCGUGACCGCGCCCGCCGACCGCCGCGCCCGCAGUACCGUGCCGCGCUCGCUCCUCCUCGCACCUCCCAGCCCGAGGACCGCCAGACCAGUGUAGUGAUGUGCCCUUGCUGAUGAUGUGUGGCCGCCAGUGUGUGACAGUGCGCGCGAACCGCGCGAGGCCCCGGCCCAAGAGACCGUAGCCCGACAUGUGGACCUUGCUGGUGCCGCUGCUGGCCCUGGUCGCUUCCGGCGGUGGGGCCACCUUCGGAGCCAACAAAGCCCUGCUCGACUGUGCAAGCCAGAUCCUGUACCUGGAGCAGCAAACGUACGACAUACCUUCAGACUAUAAUAGAAACAUUCCACCUGGAAAGAACACAACCGUGUUCAUAGGGCUCAAUGUCAACCGUGUUUCGGGAGUGGAUGAGAAUAAGGAGUUUCUAUUUCCCAAGGAGAUAACACUGGACGUGUUUCUACAAGUGUCCUGGAAGGACCCCCGGCUAAAGGUGGGCCUGGAGUCCAUCGACCUGCCAUGGGAGUUCCGCCAGCUCAUCUGGACGCCGGACCUGUACAUCUGGCAGCUGCAGACCAUGCGGAUCCUCUCCGUGCUGCAGGAGAUGGCCUCGCUCAGGCUUUAUAAGAAUAGCACCGUCUCAGUCAGUAUUGGCGCGACGAUAACAAUAAAAUGCGAGAUGGACUUCGUGUUGUACCCUUUAGACGUGCAAACCUGCAACAUUGAUUUUAGUAGCUACAAAUACACAUCGGAGUACGUGAGAUUCGAGUGGCGGGAAGUGCCUCCGUGGCUGGGCUGGCGGCUGGCCGGCGGGCAGCGCAACCAGUUCCGCCUGCCCAAAUACGUAGUCAGCUUCACUACGGACAAAAGUAAACGUAUUGCCAAAUAUGGUGAAGGCGAGCAUUCGGCAGCGCGGCUACAGAUGACGCUGUCACGUGAGCUGCGGGGGUAUCUCCUGGAGAGCUAUCUGCCCUCAUCGCUGUUCGUCAUCAUUUCGUGGGGCAGCUUCUGUGUCAUCCCCGAGAUCGUGCCCGGGCGCAUGGUGCUGCUUGUGACCACCCUGCUGUCGCUCGUCACCAUGUUCGACACAGUCAGUACAAACUCGCCCGACGCGCUCGAGCUGAAGUGUAUAGAGGUGUGGCUGAUCUCGUGCACGAUAUUCGUGUUCCUGGCGUUGCUCGAGUACUUCGUGGUCCUCUUCGGCAUCCGCUACGACAAGAGCUGGUGUCGCCGCCGAGCGGACAUGCGCCGCGCCGCCUCCGCCGCGCAACUAGCUCCACCCCCUUUACACGUCAACCAUUCUCAGAGGUUGAGUUGCACUCCCGUGACAGGCACCCCACAGGGCAGAGUGUUCUCGCCGACCCUCAGUGUGGAGGACGAGGGGCUCAAGCAGCAGCUCGACCAUCAGACCAUUUCGAGGGACUCGCCGCCGAUGAUGGAGACGAUGGGCGGGCGCGCCGCGCAGGGUGCGCUGGCGCGGGUGGGCGCGUGCAUCGACAAGGGCAUCAUGUUCUGCGGCGCGCAGCACGGAACGCUCGACCGGUUCGCGCUCAUUCUCUUCCCCUGCUGCUUCGUGCUCUUCACUAUCAUAUACUGGACCACGUACCUAAGUGAAGUGCACCGGUACAAGUGAAAGUGUCAAACGAUUUACGUUCACAUUGAAUGUGAAAAGUGCCUGUGCGAGACGUUGUGUGUUAAUUGUAAAUAUUGUUAGACAAAUGCUAGUCGAUUAUACAACGUUAGUUAUACUACUUGCGAUCUACGUAAGUUAGGUUAAUUUUACAACGAAAUAAAAAUAAUUAGAAUAUCUUCAAGUGUUCCGUAAUAGUAUAAAAUACUUAGGUUAAUUUGAUAUAGUUAUAUCUCGCUAUUUCUUACGUACUUAAUGUACCUAUGCUUGACGACGCUGUAGGACAAUAUUUAAAUGUAUAUGGUUACGAUAUUGAGAACAAAGAUGACUCCUACAUUUAUAAAUGUACAUAUCCUAUUUAGGUAUCGUCACAGAC
Molecule: messenger RNA, 2202 nt
Organism: Cydia amplana
Lineage: Eukaryota; Metazoa; Arthropoda; Insecta; Lepidoptera; Tortricidae
Product: glycine receptor subunit alpha-2-like
Exons: 10
Coding region: 393-1829 (478 amino acids)
Biological process (GO): regulation of membrane potential; signal transduction; chemical synaptic transmission
Cellular component (GO): neuron projection; synapse; plasma membrane
Molecular function (GO): transmitter-gated monoatomic ion channel activity involved in regulation of postsynaptic membrane potential; excitatory extracellular ligand-gated monoatomic ion channel activity; transmembrane signaling receptor activity
Source: RefSeq, a predicted model, not a curated record